Molecule: messenger RNA, 1866 nt
Organism: Vitis riparia (riverbank grape)
Lineage: Eukaryota; Viridiplantae; Streptophyta; Magnoliopsida; Vitales; Vitaceae
Product: sugar transporter ERD6-like 6
Exons: 19
Coding region: 109-1569 (486 amino acids)
Biological process (GO): transmembrane transport; carbohydrate transport
Cellular component (GO): membrane
Molecular function (GO): sugar transmembrane transporter activity
Source: RefSeq, a predicted model, not a curated record
UAAAGGAGGGAAGGGGUGGCAAAAGAACAACCGAGGGGAACGUGAAGACCAGCGGAUAUGAUGAGAACGCUACCCCUACAUGUCAAGAUCUCCAUCUGACGAUUAGGGAUGAGUUUCAGGGACGAGAACGAGGAUGGGAGGGAUUUGCGGAAGCCAUUUCUUCACACUGGAAGCUGGUACAGAAUGGGGUCGAGGCAAUCUAGUAUGAUGGGGUCGUCUCAGGUGAUUCGGGACAGCUCCGUCUCCGUCGUCGCUUGUGUUCUCAUCGUCGCCUUGGGUCCUAUCCAGUUCGGUUUCACUUCUGGUUAUUCUUCGCCUACGCAAUCCGCCAUCACCAAGGAUCUCGGACUAACGGUCUCGGAGUACUCUCUAUUUGGUUCUUUAUCAAAUGUGGGCGCCAUGGUUGGGGCAAUAGCCUCCGGUCAGAUUUCUGAAUAUAUUGGGCGAAAAGGGUCAUUGAUGAUUGCUGCAAUUCCUAAUAUAAUCGGAUGGCUCACAAUAUCAUUUGCUAAAGAUUAUUCAUUCCUGUACAUGGGAAGGUUGUUGGAAGGAUUUGGUGUGGGAAUAAUCUCUUACACGGUACCUGUGUACAUAGCUGAAAUAUCACCUCAGAACUUGAGAGGAGGCUUGGGUUCAGUGAACCAGCUCUCUGUCACCAUUGGAAUAUUGCUGGCUUACUUGCUUGGACUUUUUCUCAAUUGGAGAUUACUAGCAGUUUUGGGAAUAUUGCCUUGCACAAUUUUGAUACCUGGCCUAUUUUUUAUCCCAGAAUCCCCUCGGUGGCUUGCAAAGAUGGGUAUGACAGAAGAUUUUGAAGCUUCUUUGCAAGUUCUUCGGGGGUUUGAUACUGAUAUUACUUUUGAAGUGAAUGAAAUCAAGAGGGCUGUUGCAUCAACGAGCAGAAGAACAACAAUCCGAUUUGCAGAACUCAAACAAAGAAGAUAUUGGUAUCCUUUAAUGGUAGGAAUUGGGUUACUUAUUCUGCAACAGCUCAGUGGAAUCAAUGGUGUUCUAUUCUAUUCCACUACCAUUUUUGAAUCUGCUGGGGUUUCAUCAAGUAAUUUGGCUACAUGUUUAGUUGGGGUUAUUCAGGUUAUUGCCACAGGAAUUACUACAUGGUUGCUGGACAAAGCUGGACGUCGGCUUCUACUUAUUAUCUCCUCCUCUGUAAUGACCAUUAGCCUCCUAGUAGUUGCAGUGUCAUUCUUCUUAAAGGAUGCUGUAUCAAAGGAUUCAAGCUUAUAUAGCAUAAUGAGUAUCUUGGCAGUAGUUGGAGUUGUGGCUAUGGUAGUUGGCUUCUCUCUGGGAAUGGGACCCAUUCCUUGGGUUAUAAUGUCUGAGAUUCUUCCAAUCAAUAUAAAGGGCCUUGCAGGGAGUGUUGCAACCCUUUCCAACUGGUUCUUUUCCUUUGUGGUUACCAUGACUGCAAACUUGCUCUUGACUUGGAGCAGUGGAGGAACCUUCACCAUUUACAUGGUUGUGAGUGCUUUCACAGUUGUGUUUGCGGCCAUUUGGGUCCCUGAAACGAAGGGCAGAGCUCUGGAAGAAAUUCAGUUUUCUUUUAGAUAGUCUCUCUUUAUUUUCCCUUUUUGCUUUGAGUUCGUGAUAUGCAGUUCCCGUUUUGCUCCGACCCUGAAGAUACCGAGCAAAUUCAGGUGUAUUUUUUGGCUUGGCAUAAAAGCAGGCGUCCUGUUCCAACCGAAACUUUGUUCAUCAUCGUGUUGUAUUGCUACGUAGCUCCAUGAUAAAUUUUUAUUAAUUUGUUCUUUUUGUCUCUGAAAAUUUAUCUCGUUAUUUCAUUAAAUUAAUUAGUAAUUUGUACCAGCAAACUUCGUUCAGACAUGGAAUGGAUUCCAAGUUGGGAAA